AUGGAGAAAGGAAAGUUGAUCCGUCUCGAUGAAGGCUGGGCCUCCGUCGCCAUAGACAGUCUCGAUUCUUUUGGCAACGUUGAGGGCUACGACUUCUGGUUUCUCGAUCAGUUGUUGCCACACUGCAACAAAAUUCAGUUGACUCACAUCGAGAACUCCACCAAAGGUGUCGACCUGACUCCGAUCACCGACAAGCUGUGGAAGAACUUCUUCAAGAGAGACUUCGGUGACAGAGCUCUGGAUGAGACAAUGGAGAAGAUGAAGAUGAAGAAGGUGAGCUUCAGGUGGUCGGAGCUGUACCAAGCCAAGUCCAGGAGUUUGGAAACAAAGGAGAAAGAAGUGGGUGAGAGGUUGAAGAAGAUGUACGAGAAAGAAGAUGCUCGGAAACAAAGCCGACAAGUGAAGGUUCUGGACAAGGUUCCUCCAAGCAAUACGAGAAUUGGCGUCAUCAACAAAGGGUUGAGCAAAGGGAGGAAAAGCAAUCAAAUGAUGAACAAAAUCAAGAAGCAGUAUGAAAAUAGUUUGGCGAAGAGGAAUCUUGAUUUUGUGAAGAUGAAGAGAACUGCAGUUGCUGCCAGGUGUUCUGAUCUCAUCAAAGAGCCAAGAAUGACUGUUCAAGCAAUGAACGUCGAUUUUUGA
Messenger RNA from Fragaria vesca subsp. vesca, 639 nucleotides. RefSeq lists its product as uncharacterized. The coding region runs from base 1 to 639 and encodes 212 amino acids. Gene Ontology annotation, biological process: transcription elongation by RNA polymerase II. The record is from RefSeq and is a predicted model, not a curated record. Lineage: Eukaryota; Viridiplantae; Streptophyta; Magnoliopsida; Rosales; Rosaceae. Gene Ontology annotation, cellular component: nucleus; elongin complex. The transcript has a single exon.